CACACACACACACACAGAGGUGGAGCUCAGAGUUUUUCUGCAGAGGAAAAACUUUGUGGACUCUCUUGAGUUCUGAUUUUGACUCUGAGUCGUUUCUUUCUGACGAGUGAGGACAGAGUCGUCAUGGUGACCACCGAGACCCACCAGAGCCAGGACCUACUGGUCCCCCCUCAGAACCAUGACCAGCAGGACCAGCAAAACCAGCAGGACCAGCAGGACCAGCAGGACCAGCAGGACCAGGACCAGGUCUCUCCCUUAUCCGCCCUGGCAGGAUUUGACCCCGAGACGCUGAGUCAGGGUCCCGUAAACGCCAUCACGGUUCUCACGCUGCUGGACAAACUGGUCAACAUGCUGGACGCCGUGCAGGAGAACCAGAACAAGAUGGAGGUGCAUCAGGUGGAGAUGGAGGGCGUGGUCAGAGGGAUCCAGGCUGAUAUGACCAAACUGUCCAAGAGCCACAGUCACACCUCCAACACUGUCAGCAAACUGCUGGACAAGAGCCGCAAACUGUCCGUCACCAUGAAGGAGGUUCGUGAUAAGAUGGAGCGUCAGGGUGUCCAGGUGAAGAAGCUGGAGGCCAACCAUGCUCACCUGAUCAGCAGGAACAACUUCAAGGUUCUCAUCUUCCAGGAGGAGAACGAGAUCCCCUCCAGUGUUUACGUUAAGGAUCCUCCUCCGUUCCCUCGUGAUGAGAUUUUGGAAGAAGGUGAUGAAUCGUUGGCGGGCAUCGCUGAUGGCAACCGUUCCCAGGAGGGCGGGCUUCACACCAUCGACCUAUCAUCUGACGAGGACGUCGGGCUGGAGGCGGAGCUAGAGGAGGAGGAGAUGUGGCCUCAAGACCUGGAGAACAUGGAGAAGUCCAGAGCCGAGAAACUGAAACAUUCCAGUCUGAAGAAGGUCGACAGUCUGAAGAAGGCGUUCUCCAGGCAGAACAUCGAGAAGAAGAUGACGAAGAUCGGAACAAAGAUUGUUUCUCAGGAACAACGAGAGAAGAUCAAGAAGAAAACCUCCAGCCUGAAGGUUUCACCUCUGACCUUCAGCAUCAGGAAGCCUCGCAGCAGCUCCGACUCUCAGCCCCCCGACGUCUCUCUCCAGGUGGACGAGUCCGUCUUCGUUGAGGCCGAUGUCCAGCUCUCUCCGCUGGAUGGAACCGACCAGGAGGUUCCCUUCACCGAGGUCCACGCCCAGCUGGCUCCGGAUGAGCAGGGGGAGAAAGAGGAGGGGGAGGAGAUUAAAGAAGAGGAGGAGGAGGAGGAGGAGGAGGAGAAGAUAAAAGAGGAGGAGAAGGAGGAGGAGGAGGAGGCGGAGGAGGAGAAGGGAGGUGUGGAGGCGGAUCUGUCGGUGGGUUCAGAGGGAGUCGGUGAGGAGUACGCUCUGUCCUCCACGCUGCCUCAGGAGGAGAAACAGGAGGAACCAUAAACACUCUGACUGUAAAGGAGCAGUUCAACAUUUAGUGAGGUUCCUCUCUCUGUAAUGUUGGACUGUUCCUUUAAACCGUACAGACGUUUAUUGAUGGAUGUUCUUUUAUUGAUAAAGCUCCACGUACACAGGUUCAAUUCCCGACAUCUGAUCUUUGUGUUGAUAUUUAAAGUCCUCACAUGUGAACCUGAAAACUACGUAACUCCAACAUUUUAACUUUUCAUGGUGAAAAGUGUGUUUUCUGAUUUUUAGAUUUACGUUUUAAAUGAAAUUUAAAUGAAAUUAAAACAACUCCAUUUGGAGAACCUUGUUUUCUGCUCGUCAAAGUUUAGUUUCUUUUUAUUCUUAUUCUUGUUUUCAUUGAUUUAAAAACACCAUAACUAACAAUCAGCUAAUCAAUAACAUUAACGAGCACACAGAACCCAAGGAACACAGAGAACAUGGUGCUGAACAGAACCAUAAAAACACAAAUGUUCCUCUAAUGUUCUAUGAAUUGUAAUAUUAUCCUUGCUUUGAGGUUCCUCUUAGGUUCUACUACUGUUUCCCAUUUACUCAAGGUUCCUCAAAGGUUGCCCUAACAUUUCUUAAUGGAUACCUGUUUUCACCAAAGUACCUCUAAGGUUCUCCUAUGGGUGACAAAGGUAACACCAGAGUUCGAAAAAAUAAUUUGUUUUCUGUUCAUCCAAGGUUCCUCUAAUAUUAUAAAGAGCCCCCUAGGUUCUUCUAAAGUUUCUCUAAUGUUGCACGAAGGUUCCACCAGGGUUUCUAUAAGGUUCCCCUUAUAUUCUCCUAAGUUCCCCCUAUGUUCUUUUGAAGUUUCUCUUAUGUUGCACCUAGGUUCCGACGGGGUUCUUCCAAGGUUCCUCUAAUAUUCCCCUAAGAUCCCCCUAGUUUCUUUCAAAGUGUCACGAAGGUUCCCCCAGGAUCCUGCAAGGUUCCUCAAAUAUUCUCCUAAGAUCCCCAUAGGUUCUUUCAAAGUGUCACCAAGGUUCCCCCCAGGUUCCUGCAAGGUUCCUCAAAUAUUCCCCUAAAUUUCCCCUGGGUUAUUCUCAAGUUUCUCUAAUGUUUCACAAAGUUUACCCCGGAGUUCAACAAGGUUCCUUUAACAUUCCACUUGGGUUCCCCUCUAAGGUUCCCUCACAUUUCCACUGAGGUUCUUUCACAGUUCCCCCCAGCUUUUUCUCAAGAUUCCUCUCAAGUAACGUUCUCCUGAGUAUAUGUAUUGAUAUCUACACUGAAUAAUAACCAGCCUGUUUAUUAUUGAUCUGCUUAUUAACUACACAAAAGUAUUGAUAACUGUAACAGAAACACUGAUCAGCAGACCUGAUCAAACAGUUUGAUUUGUGACACAAUCGAUUUAUGUCUACUGAGCUUUAGACUCAUUGUGUAAAAGGAGUGUUAAAGACUCAGAGGUAAAUACUCAGUAUAUAUAUUUAUACUCAGUUAAAUACUAAGUAUAUAUAUAUAUAUAUAUAUAUAUAUAUAUAUAUAUAUAUAUAUAUAUAUAUAUAUAUAUAUAUAUAUUGAGUAAGCGACUCUUUAUAUAAACAGUGUUAAAAUCAGACUAUUUGUUCUUUUUGUUGUUUUCAGGUUUGAAGUCACAGUUUUUUGUUUGUUUGUUGUUGUUUUUUUACAUAUAUAGAACCUUUCUGCUGCCAAAGAACUUUCCCUGUUUGACUUGUCGGACUGUCAAUCAUCCAUCAGGUGUGUGAGAUCACCUGAACUUUAUAAUCAAUAAAAUCUGUGAUACCACA
Anoplopoma fimbria (sablefish) is the source of this 3173-nucleotide messenger RNA. It is a transcript of the gene cavin2b, whose product is annotated as caveolae associated protein 2b. The transcript has 6 exons. Gene Ontology annotation, cellular component: cytoplasm; caveola. Bases 124 to 1419 code for a protein of 431 amino acids. The record is from RefSeq and is a predicted model, not a curated record. Gene Ontology annotation, molecular function: protein kinase C binding. NCBI's taxonomy places the organism in Eukaryota, Metazoa, Chordata, Actinopteri, Perciformes, Anoplopomatidae.